AUGUUUGAAACAUAUCAUGGAAUUCUAUCCAAUGACAAUUCCCAAUUCCAAAGGGAAAGAGAAAAAUGGGCUUAUUAUGAGAUCGACACAAGAUAAUUCUCAAUAUAGGAUAAUGAAGUAUACUGCCAAACCUAUUGCUAAUUCUAGAUUCAAGCUGAACUUAGCGUUGAAAAAUACUUAUAAGCUGGCUAGACAAACAAAUUUAGCAUUAAAGAAAAUUAAGAAUUGAUUUUAAAGGUAUAUAUUCCCGAGGAUAACGAGACUCAUACUAUUGAAUUCAUUGGAGCUAGUUCAAUAGAUAGGACUAAGCUGACGAUGAUACUUACUCCUGGUAAUAAAGUACCAAAUUCAUAGAACGGAAUAUUUUUUGAGUCAGGCUGGGAAGACAAAAUGGUAUUAAAAAUAACAUAUUCUGAUUAAAAUUCAGUUAUUAUGUUUUCAUCAAAACUUAUGGGAUCAGUUGUUGAUCUAAAUAAAUAAGGAGGAAUGAGUUUAGACUACAUAGAGCAAGGAAUGACUUAGGUUUACAGUUAUAAUAUAAUAAAUAAUUAAAAAGAUCUUAGACUGAAGCUAGAGGUAUUUUCAGGCAAUCCAAAUAUGUACAUCUCUCCAAAGUAGCUUCCUGAAAAUAUAUUUUAGUCAAUAUAUAAUUCGAAAGAUCAUUUCUUUGACGAGGAAUUAAGAUUGACUCCUUAAAAAAGAGCAGAAAAUAAUGCUUAAUCUGGAAUCUUUAUGAUAGCUGUUUACGGGUUUACUAGAGCAACAUACAAAAUAACAAUAGUUAAUGAAGAUGGAGAUAAUUACCUAAAGAAUGGAUUAUCUUAGAAAUUCAAUGACACAAAGGAGAUCAUUGAACAGAAAUGCAAUUUUAAAACAUAAGAAUUAGCUGAUGCCCCUGAAUUAAGAAGAAAUGCUCAUCACAUAAGAGUCUAUGGUGUUUCUUAAAAUCCUGCACAUUAUUCAGUUGUAGUUAAACUGCAUGAUAGAAUUUAUUACUAAUAAAUUAAGGAGGGGAAGCCCUACAUUGGAGAAAAGAGUUCAGAGAAAGAUUAAUUACCAAUUAAACUAUACAGUGGCUAAAAGUAACAAGCAGUGAUAGAUAAGCAAAGUGAGUCACUUUUAUUCUACUUUGAAUUUAGUGAAUAAUUUGAAGAUAUUAUGGAAAUAAUUUUGAACUCUGAAUUUGGGCAUUUAUAGAUGCUUCUGGGAUUAGAUUAUAUACCAAGUAGUAUAACUUAUUCAGAAAAGGGAGAUAAUAUGAAUCCUAUAAAAAUAAAAGUUAACUAAACUUAGAUGAGGAAAACCUAGAUUCUCUAUAUACUUAGAGGAUAUCUCAAAGAAAAUCAGAUUAAUCAUUACCAGAUACAAUUAGAUUACCCAAACAAUGGCUAUAUAAUAUAAUGUGUUUCUCUUUCUGGCAACCCUAAUAUAGUUGCUACUCUUAACAACAGCAUAUUGUUUCCAACAAUAGAUCAAUUUGAUUUAAAAUCAGAUGCUAACACUCCAUUUGACACGAUAAUAAUCCCUCCUAUUAUGAUUGACUAAUUUGAGCAAAGAUAAAACUCUAUUUUAAAAUACAUUGUAGUAGGAGUGUAUAGUGAUGAAAAAAAUUCUGCUUUGUAUGAUAUUAUGGCUAUCAAAAAUAAUGCGUCAGACAUAAUAAAUAUUCUACUCGGUAAGAGCUACUCCUUUAGAUAAGAAAUGGGUUAAGAUUAGUUUUUCAAAUUGUAAAUGAAAAAGAUUGAUAGCUUUCUUAUUAAUGUUGAAAUGCCAUAUGGAUAAUUAUAUCUAGAUAUAAUAAUAAAAAAUAAAGAAGAAAAGCCUGAAAUAGAUUAAUAUGAAUAUCCAGAUCUCUAGGCACAUUUCACAGACCAUCGUAAUUUUAAAUGGAUAGGAGCAGUAGAUCCAAUCCUAAAUUAUUCAUGUGACUAAGGUUGCUAUAUCUUUAUUAGGGCUAGAGGUGUAAAUACUAUUGUUGAUAACAAUUAAUAAAAUCUAUCCAUCAGCUACAUCAUUUUUAUAACCAAAGACAAAUAAGAAUUAAGAGAUGACAAAGAAAUUAGGGAUGCUUUCCUAAUAAAUAAUGCAGUUAUUGCAAAGUAAUAUACAUUCCAGAAAAUUUAAGAUGAUUCAGACUUAGAAAUUGAAUUUAAGUGUGAUAUAGCAUAUCUUUAAACAAAUCUGCAGAUUUAGUUCAAAAAUAUGUUAGAGCUUGAUUAUACAUCAUGGAAUUUUUCAACUAAAGAUUAGGAUACUAAGAUAUUGAUCCCGAAUCCAAACGAGAACCAAUUGCUUCAGUUUACAAAUUUUCAGAAUUCUAGUCUGAGUAUUAGAUAUGAUGUACUUGAAAAUAAUCCAACAAAUUUUGCCUACAACUAUAUCGAAGUAAAUUUGACUAAACUAGCUAGGGACAAGAAAGAGCAUUCUAAAUUAAUAGAAUCAAAUAGAUUAAAAUCUAACUAUAUUUAUAUCCCUACUAAUGACUCUGAUUUCUGUAUGUACUGCUAGUAUUUGAUAAGCAUUAAAAAUCUUAGAAAAGAUAUACAAUAGAAAAUUUAGUUUGUUGCUUCUUAGGAUUCAGAUUCAUAUAUGGGAUAUAUUUAGAACAUUGUAGUAGGCAGGCCAAAUUAGAUCAGAAUGAAAUAAAAUGAAAAGACUACUCUUUAGAUUUUAAAUGCCAAAUAAAAUGCAGAAUAUCAAAUAUUAGUUUAGUACUUCUAUGGACAAGGAAAUCUUAAGGUUCUACACAGAGAUUAGAUUUUGAUUUAGCAUCCAAAUAACCUUGUAAAUAUAAAAGAAAAUAAUAGAAUACCAUUUUAAAAAUUUGAAUCGAUUAAUUCUGUAGAGAUUAAAUUCAACCUGGAUUAAAUUGAUUCAUAUUAAGUCUUGAUAGAAAGCAUUGAAGAAUUAUAUUGUUAUGUCUUGGUAACAACUGAGUAUCACAAAAUAAAGCCUAUAAUUGAUGGUACUAAUCAAAUGAUAAAUCUUUAGCCUAAUAGCUCUCAAUAUUUUUUCUAUGUGCCAUCUUCAAGCAAAUUCUAACUCUCAAUAAAUGGGAAAAUAACUAAGAAAAAUUCCUAUAUGAUAUUUAUUGGGUAGGCUAGUGAUGAUUUGAUAAAUGAUUAGAGAAAACUUAAAUAGUUUGAUUUAAAAGGAAAUUUUGAUUAUGUUAUUAGAAACUCAAGAUAUAGAGAUAUUUAUAAUGUAUAUACAGCUAUUCAAACUGAAAUGAAAGAAAAUAACUAAGUAAUUGUUAUAAAAGUAAUAUCAUCUGAAUAAAAUUUAAAUGAUUUAGACUUGAAACUUACUCUAAGUGGCAGUGAAGUUUAAUAUCUCUUCAUUGGCUAGACAACGAGAGGCCAUGUAUCUAAUUUUGAAAGGACAUUUAUGAUCUAUGAAGUUUUUAUUAAUUAAAAUAUCAACAAGGAUCAAGACUAAGAUCUCUAUAUUCAGGUAACACCUUGUAAUGGCAUGAUUGAUCUAUUUGUUUCUGAAAGCUAUCUUUUACUCUUUGAUCCUGAAUUUGGUGUUGAAAAUAAAAUGAAAAUCAACUCUACGAUUAAUGAUUAAGAUAAUAACAAAUUUGGGUUAAUCACUAAAACAAUAAAAAAUGUAAACUUGCUCAAUUCUGACUAUAUCUAUAUGGGCAUUUAGUCAUCUAAUGAAUUCUAUAGCGAAUAUCAAAACUUGUCUGAAUCAUAUUUCGAAAUCAAAGUCAGCUUGAUUCCUUCAAGUCAGUAAACUUUAGUGGAAAAAUAUUAAUUUGAGAAGGAUUAAAAAGAAAUAGAGAUUUCUACAAUUCCUAAUGAUUAAGACCAUUUAUUUAUUAAGUGGGUAAAUAUCUAUGAGAACAAAGGAGAUUACGUUGAUAAGCCAAUGUCAAAAGUUUAAAAUGUUUAGUUUAAACUCUACGGAUCUAGGAAUAAAAAGUUGUUUAAUACUUUUCAGUCAAUGUGCUCUAUUCAACAUUCGAAAGAGCAGUCAAUUAUCUUGAUGAAAUAUGAUGCCUCUGAUAAGGAAAAGUAAGGAAUGAAAAUAAAGAAGUCAGACAUUCAAUACAUCAAACUCGUAGGCUUAGUGGCUUAAUUCAAGGAUGAACAGACUGGAGAAAUGGUUUCAUUAGCAUAUGAUCCUUAUAUAGUUGAAGAAGUUUAGUAUGGGGUACAGAUAAAUCCAAAACAUUUAAUUAUUAUGAUUGUGGGUGGAAUUUUGAUUUUGAUAUUCUUAGUAUUCAUCUCCUGCAUGCUCAGGGUAAGAUCUAAAAGGCUUUUGGAAAAACUAGAAAAUCAAAGAACUUAUAAUGAAUCAAGUUUUGAUCAAACUGAAGCUGAUUCACAAUAAACUAAUUGA
Messenger RNA from Stylonychia lemnae, 4350 nucleotides. The record is from the annotation of a GenBank genome assembly. NCBI's taxonomy places the organism in Eukaryota, Ciliophora, Spirotrichea, Sporadotrichida, Oxytrichidae.